AGCGAUCCUUCCCUUGACAAAUCAUACGUGUUUCUCUGUGUCUGCUGGAUUUGUUACCUCUUCAUCACCACCAUGUGUAAGGGGCUCGCAGCCCUACCUGCAACCUGCUUAAAAAGUGCAAAGGACAUAAAGCAUAAAAUUGGGUUCCUGCUUCAGAAGGUUGAGCCGGGUCAAGAGCAGAAGGCUGUUAAGGAGAAAGAAAAGCCCACGCAGGAGAAAAGCUUUUCUCCUGUCGACACUGAGAACUGGAAGACAUCAUUUAACAACCUGAUUAAUAAUGAUGUUGGACGGGCUGCCUUCACCGCCUUUCUAAAGUCCGAGUUCAGCCAGGAGAACAUCCAAUUCUGGGUGGCAUGUGAAGACUUCAAAAGAACGCCGGAGCCGGAGAUGCAAGCCAAAGCCAAGCAGAUUUUUAAACAGUACAUUGAUGUCGAUUCACUGAAUGAGGUCAAUUUGGACUCCGCGACAAGAGAAGAAACCCGGAGAAACCUUGAAAGGUGCGACGUGACAUGUUUUGAAGAGGCUCAGAGUAAGAUUUUCACGCUGAUGGAAAAAGACUCGUACAGGCGCUUUCUGAAGUCCAAACUGUUCCUCGACCUGUCUCAGCCGUGCAGGGACGAGAAACACUGCCGCCCGGAGAGAAAAGGGACCUUCGCUGAGUUUAACCAGUGUCUCCUGUCUCAUUGUGCCUAAAUCUGAGACAGACAUUCUACUUAGGCUUAAAGUUUGGGGAUCAGUUCACUUGAGAAGGGCAAGAAAGUUAAAGGUGAAGGGUUAAGUCACUGAGGUAAACAUGAUCGGUCUAACACCUGAAACAGCAAAUAAGAAUGUGUUUAAAUUAACAUUUUUUUAGAUGAAUGUGGCUUUGUUGUGUUUAGAAUAAUUUCUGCAAAUUAUUCAGAACCUCCAGUGUAGCAUUUGUGUUUAUUACUGUAUUUUGGUAAUUUUAUACACAAACAAAAAUAAAGACGAGAAAAAAAGAGCCCUUUGAAACCCUAUCAGAGAAUGUUGUAAAAAAAACAAAAAAGGUUUACAGUGACUGAGUGAAUGACUGUUACAGAAGUUAAGGCAGAAGAUAAGGAAGGCCUGGACUGCAUACUUAUUUAAUCUGUGUGUGUUCUAUGUAUGUAUGCCCAAUUAGAAAGAAAAUAUAUAAAAAAUUCUAGUCUAUAUAAUAACAAAUGCUCUGAAAUAUUAAUGACAAACAAAUGUGACAUGUUAUAUUUUACGAUGUAAUAUUGUCCAUUUGUUACAGUGCUGUGAAUUGAAUAACUCUGUCUUCUUGUAAUGCCACUUUAAGUCUUAUUAGAAUAAAUGGAUUUAAGCUGUUUACAUAUUUGUUUACUUGCAUGUAUUACACAUAUUUAUUGCCAUAUUUAUGAAUAAAAAUGUCCAACACAACUGAAAA
Clarias gariepinus (North African catfish) is the source of this 1408-nucleotide messenger RNA. RefSeq names its product regulator of G protein signaling 4 (gene rgs4). The record is from RefSeq and is a predicted model, not a curated record. The transcript is spliced from 5 exons. Bases 73 to 693 code for a protein of 206 amino acids. Lineage: Eukaryota; Metazoa; Chordata; Actinopteri; Siluriformes; Clariidae.